This is a messenger RNA of Protobothrops mucrosquamatus (brown spotted pit viper), 2200 nucleotides long. It is a transcript of the gene BRD3, whose product is annotated as bromodomain containing 3. Gene Ontology annotation, biological process: regulation of DNA-templated transcription; chromatin remodeling. The transcript has 11 exons. Gene Ontology annotation, cellular component: nucleus; chromatin. The coding region runs from base 1 to 2187 and encodes 728 amino acids. The record is from RefSeq and is a predicted model, not a curated record. NCBI's taxonomy places the organism in Eukaryota, Metazoa, Chordata, Lepidosauria, Squamata, Viperidae.
AUGUCUGCCCUUACAUCAGCCAUCCAGGCCCCCCAGGGGCCAGUCAAUCCUCCUCCCCCAGAGGUCACCAACCCUAGCAAGCCUGGGAGGAAGACGAACCAACUGCAGUAUAUGCAGAACGUGGUGGUGAAGACCCUGUGGAAGCACCAGUUUGCCUGGCCCUUCUACCAACCAGUGGACGCCAUUAAGUUAAACUUACCGGAUUACCACAAAAUCAUCAAGAACCCAAUGGACAUGGGCACCAUCAAGAAGCGCCUGGAGCACAACUACUACUGGAGCGCCAGUGAAUGCAUGCAGGAUUUCAACACCAUGUUUACCAAUUGUUACAUUUACAACAAGCCAACGGACGAUAUUGUCCUCAUGGCACAAGCCUUGGAAAAGAUCUUCCUGCAGAAAGUGGCCCAGAUGCCUCAGGAGGAAGUGGAACUGCUGCCUCCCGUGCCUAAAGGCAAAGCUCGGAAGAUGGCGGCUGGGACCCCCAACCCAGGGGCCCAGCACCCAGCAGCCACAGCCGUCUCCUCUGCGUCCCCCCCAGCGCCCUUCCAGAGCGUCCCUCCGUCGGUAUCUCAGACGCCUGUAAUUGCUGUCACGCCUGUGCCAACCAUCACCGCGAACGUCACCCCCAUCACUGCCCCCCCUGCGACGCCUGUGCCGCCUCCCCCGCCUCCUGCCGCCCCAAUCAUGGCGGUCGUUCCCCCCACUCCACCCAUCGUCAAGAAAAAGGGGGUGAAGCGGAAAGCGGAUACCACCACGCCCACCACGUCAGCCAUCACAGCCAGCCGGAGCGAGUCCCCCCCACAGCUGUUGGACUCAAAGCAGGCCAAAGUGGUGGCCCGGCGGGAGAGCGGUGGCCGGCCCAUCAAACCACCCAAGAAGGACCUGGAAGACGGGGAGGUGCCCCAGCACGCGGGCAAGAAGGGCAAGCUCUCCGAGCACCUCAAGUACUGCGACAGCAUCCUGAGGGAGAUGCUGUCCAAGAAGCACGCGGCCUACGCCUGGCCCUUCUACAAGCCGGUGGACGCCGAGGCCCUGGAGCUGCACGACUACCACGACAUCAUCAAGCACCCCAUGGACCUCAGCACUGUCAAGAAAAAAAUGGACGGUCGGGAAUAUCAGGACGCCCAAGGUUUUGCAGCGGACAUUCGGUUAAUGUUCUCCAAUUGUUACAAGUACAAUCCGCCUGACCAUGAGGUGGUGGCCAUGGCAAGGAAGCUGCAGGACGUCUUUGAGAUGCGAUUUGCCAAGAUGCCGGACGAGCCUGCUGACCCCCCACCGCCCCCUCUGCCCACUGCCCCCGUGGUCAGCAAAAGCACGGAGAGCAGCCACAGCAGUGAGGGGAGCUCCUCGGACUCGGACAGCUCGGACUCGGAAGAGGAGCGGGCCACGCGGCUGGCAGAGCUGCAAGAGCAGCUCAAGGCCGUCCAUGAGCAGCUGGCUGCCCUCUCGCAAGCACCGGUGAACAAGCCAAAGAAGAAGAAGGAGAAGAAAGAAAAAGAGAAGAAAAAGAAGGAGAAGGAGAAGGAGAAAGAGAAGCACAAGGCAAAAGUCGAGGAGGAGAAGAAAGCCAAGACGGCCCCACCAGCGAAAGCCCCCCAGCAGAAGAAAGCCCCUGCCAAGAAGGCCAACAGCACACUUCCCGUGAACAGGCAGCCGAAGAAGGCCGGGAAGCAAGCCUCAGCGACCUACGACUCGGAGGAGGAGGAAGAGGGCCUCCCUAUGACUUACGACGAGAAGCGCCAGCUCAGCCUGGACAUCAACCGCCUGCCGGGGGAGAAGCUGGGCCGGGUGGUGCACAUCAUCCAGUCGCGAGAGCCCUCCCUCAGGGACUCCAAUCCCGACGAGAUCGAGAUCGAUUUUGAAACCUUGAAGCCCACCACCCUGCGGGAACUCGAGAGAUAUGUCAAGUCUUGCUUGCAGAAAAAACAGCGGAAGCCAUUUUCCGCGAGUGGGAAGAAGCAGGCGGCCAAGUCCAAGGAGGAGAUGGCUCAGGAAAAGAAGAAAGAGCUGGAGAAGCGCCUGCAGGACGUGAGCGGGCAGCUGAGCAACAACAAGAAGCCAGCCAAGAAAGAAAAAUCCGGCUCCUCGGCGCCGUCCGGUGGCCCGUCUCACCUCAGCAGCAGCAGCAGCUCCGAGUCGGGGAGCAGCAGCUCCAGCGGCUCCAGUUCCGACAGCAGCGACUCAGAAUGACCAGGGGGGACCU